Xylaria bambusicola is the source of this 1490-nucleotide messenger RNA. Its product is annotated as glutaredoxin. Gene Ontology annotation, molecular function: 2 iron, 2 sulfur cluster binding. Lineage: Eukaryota; Fungi; Ascomycota; Sordariomycetes; Xylariales; Xylariaceae. The record is from RefSeq and is a predicted model, not a curated record. The transcript has 2 exons. The coding region runs from base 281 to 1048 and encodes 255 amino acids.
CAUCUGCAGACAAGACUAUCUAACCCAGAUUAGACGCGGGAACAAACCUCCCAAAUUAUUUAAUUAUUUCCAUUUCCUCCUACCAUUAUUUGUUUUCUCAUCAAGCUGUGAACCGAGCUAACGUUAGGAGUACACUCACUGUUCUUGCUCACACUAUCGCCGGUUGCAUUGUUUUCAAGGCUUCCACCGCCAAUUCCAAGCUCAAAACUGCCACCCAAACCCAGCCGCCGUUAUCGCAAUCGCAACCGCUACCUCGGCAAUUCGACAUCACACGUUUACAAUGUCGACGAUAAAAGAGAUCACAACUGAAGAUGAGUGGCGAGCCCACGUCGCAGCCCUCUCCUCGUCCACCCUUCUCAUAAUCUCCUUCCACGCCCCCUGGGCAGCGCCCUGCGCGCAGAUGGCCACCGUGCUGAAGACGCUCGCCGCCGAGUACCCCGCGAACGGCGAGACGAGCUGGGUAUCGCUCAACGCCGAGGAGCUGAGCGACAUCUCGGAGACGUACGACGUGACUGCAGUGCCCUACCUUGUGCUGCAGCGCAACGACCAAGUCCUGGAGACCGUGAGCGGCAGCAGCGCCGUGAGGGUGCGGACAGCGAUCGAAAAGCACGCCAAGAGUGGCGCCGCGAGCGCAGCUACAAACGGUACAUCGGCCGCCGUGCCCGCGGACAAGCCAGCAGAGGUCGAGGCAGAGACAGAUCCGGUGAAGGCCAAGGAGGAGCUCAACAAACGGCUGGGCGAGCUCGUCAAAGCCGCGCCCGUUAUGUUGUUCAUGAAAGGCACACCCAGCGCACCCCAGUGCGGGUUCUCGCGGCAGGUGGUGGGCAUUUUGCGGGAACGCAGUGUCAAAUAUGGCUUCUUUAACAUCCUGGCCGACGACGAGGUGCGACAGGGACUGAAGGAGUUCGCGGAUUGGCCGACAUAUCCACAGCUCUGGGUAGAUGGAGAACUGGUUGGUGGAUUAGAUAUCAUCAAAGAAGAAAUCGAGAACGACCCUGACUUCCUUAAGGCCUAUGUUGCGGCGAAGGAGGGCGUUGCCGCGGCUUGAGAAAAUGUCCAUGCCUUAAUUUAACAGAUAUGAGUCCCUACAUGCGUGGAUCACCGCUCUUCCUUAUGAUGGAAAGCUAGAUGGGCACUCUCGGCCGAGGUUGCUUUGAUCGGAUAUUGAACAUGUUGGUUCUUCAUGGGAAUUUACCGCUACGUCAGACUAUCUCAUCCAAAGUCCAUGGGCAUGCGUUGGUGUAAGGGCAGAGUAGAAAAGAUCUAGGUAGCCAUCUGCUCUGGUGUGUGGAAGGGUAAGGUUAGCCAAACCAUUAGUUACGAUACGUAUUGGUCCUCACUACUUAAGAGUGGUGGUUUUGGCUCAUCAUGACCAGAUUGUUAUGCCUUGGCACGUUAUGAUUAUUGGUCACUUGGUAUUAAGCAGAUGAGAUAAAGGGCUUCUGCUCUCAUAAAGACGGGAAAAAAAUCUUAAUAACAAUCAGCACUGG